GGGUUUAUGUAUAGCUGCUCCUGGACCUACUCUUUUAGAUCUACAGCAUAUUGUCCACACCAAGACAAGUUACAUAACCUAUAUUUAUUUAGGGCGAUCAGCUGGAUAUCUUUUUGGUUCAUUAAUUGCUGCUUUCCUCAUCAAGAAAAGCAGAAAGUCCAAAAGAAAAACAUGGGCAAGACAGUGGCUGUUGAGAUAUAAAGCACUGGGCUGUUAUGAAAAUUUAAUACAUGAAUUAGUAUUAGAGAAUAGCUGCAAAGAAUUCUUGAUGAAGUAGGAAGUGAAUUUAGCAAUGAAGAUGAAUGCCACGAAGAUUUUGCAAAUGAAAGUUCACAUUCCACGGCAUCAGAAUUUUCUGAAUCUGACAAUGAAUGCACUGAACCAGAGACUGAAGCCAUUUCAUCUACAAAUAUUAUUAAGGGAGAAAUCAGUUCAAGUGGUCAUGUAUUGAACCUCAACGAGAUGUGAGAACUUCAAUCGCAUAAUAUAGUUUAUCUUCCAGGAUUAAGAGCAUAUGGAAAAUUGGGUGAAAAUAUGGAUCCUAAAAGCAUUUGGGAACUCCUUUUCACAAACGAAAUAUUAGAGAAAAAGAAAGAACUGAAAACUAAAACUUUGUAUUUAUGCCUAAAUUGUAAAAUGCCAGUUUGUAUAUUGCUCACAAGAAUUAUGUCACGAAUGUACACAAGAAUAUGCUGAGCGGGAUAAUAAUAGAUCAAUGGAAAAAGGAAAUUCCGGCUUUGCUGAUUUUUAACUUAAUUACAGCCAUUGGUGUAUUCUUCAUUCCAUGGAGUAGACAAGUAGAAGUACUGAUCACAAUUAUGGCAAUUAGUGGCUUAUCCAUGGGAGCCCUUGAUACUGGAGGAAAUGUUUGGUGUCUAAAUCUCUGGAAAAAUAAUAAUGGUCCAUAUAUGCAAGCUUUGCAUUUUCUAUUUGGAGUCGGUGCCUUUAUUUCUCCUUUGAUUAUAGCCCCAUUCUUAUCUCAGCAGCAAAAUGUGUCAACGUUGAAUACCACAGACUCAAAUGGUUUAAAAGAAAACUCAACUGAUCAUAAUUUGAUUCCAUCUAUUACAUAUGCUUAUGGAAUUUUAGGUAUUAUUUCAUUCAUUGUAACAAUGAUGUUCAUCUUUUUACUUUUUGUGUCAUCUUCUGAAGAACUACAGGAAGACCAUAAGAACAUCAAUAAUGGCAAAAGACAAGAUCGUUCUUUAUCAAUCACAUUUAUUUUCUUUACUAUACUUUUGCUUUCUGUAUACGCAGGUAUUGAAAUUGGAUAUGCACAAAUGCUUUCUACAUUUGCUGUAAAAAGUCAUCUACAGCUUUCAAAAGAAACUGCAUCUUAUAUGACCUCUGUAUUUUGGGCUACAUUUACUUUUGGUCGUGGAUUGGCUAUUUUGUUAGCUGUAAAAAUUAGGCCUUUCAUGUUAAUAAUUGUUGAUUUUGUAUUUAUGGUGAUUUCGUCAAGUCUGCUUCUACCUAUUUCACUUGGAAAUAAACAUGAAAUUCUCUUAUGGACUGGAACUGCUGUUCUAGGGCUGUCUCUUGCAUCAUUUUAUCCCAGCACUAUAAGUUGGGCUGAAAAUCAUGUUAAUAUAAGUAAUAAAGUUGCUUCUCUAUUUGUUAUUGCAGCAUCAUUAGGAGAAACUGUGGUCCCUCUAACAGUGAGUCAGUAUGUUGAUAAAAAACCUCAAGUACUUUUAUAUAUUGUUAUGAUCUCUGUUGUGUUAUGUGGUGCUUUAAUUUUUAUUUUGUGGCUGCUUACUUUCUGGUUAGGUAACAAACAUGAUAUUGAAGAAAAUUUAGAAAUACAAUUAAGUGCAUCCUCAAAUUUAGUAGAAAUCCAAGAACAAAUUCAAGAUAACAAUGCUGAACAAGAAUCAGAAGUUACUAACUUAAAUCAUUCUCGAAUUUAAUUAAAAUGUAUGAAAUGGUUAAAGAUGAUGAUAUAGAACAAGAAACAGAAGUUGCUGAACCUUAAGGUGCAUUUAAAGUGCAUGAAAAUAUUAAAAGUGUCACGUAUAAUAAAUUUUAAGACAGAUGUAUCUGUGUUUUAACUGCAAUAAAAAUGAGGACACAUUUUAAGAUAGCUAUACAACUACGAAAUUGGAAAUUUAGAUUUUUAUCAGAAGAGAGGUUUGAAGGGUAUUUUUUUAAUACACUGUAUAUUCAUUCAUUCACUUACAGUUUUAUAACUAUAUGUUAAUAUUUUUCUUUCUUGAUGUCUUUUAAUUAACAUAAUUGUAUAAAUACAUCAGUUAUAUUCGAUACCAGUGCAUGCCUGUUUCUGAAUCUCUGACUGCAAUGUUAAUAACCAUUUGAAAUAUUUUAUUUUAAUCUGUUUUCAUUGUUUUAAAGCCCACCAGUGGCUGAGCGGUAAAGACACUGAACACUGGUAGUUCGGUCCGAGGUUUGAAUCCUGUGAACGGGCUGGCUGCA
Stegodyphus dumicola is the source of this 2433-nucleotide messenger RNA. Its product is annotated as solute carrier family 60 member 2-like. Gene Ontology annotation, biological process: transmembrane transport. Lineage: Eukaryota; Metazoa; Arthropoda; Arachnida; Araneae; Eresidae. Gene Ontology annotation, molecular function: D-glucose transmembrane transporter activity. The record is from RefSeq and is a predicted model, not a curated record.